AUGGAGAAAGUCGACACCACAGAGAGGCUUGCCAAGCUUCGAGAGCUCAUGAAAGAGUCAAAAGUAGACGUCUACAUCAUACCAUCUGAAGACAGUCAUCAGUCGGAAUACAUAGCAGCCUGCGACGGCCGAAGAGAGUUCAUAUGUGGCUUCUCCGGCUCUGCAGGUACAGCUGUCGUUACACUGGAAAAGGCGGCUCUGGCUACCGAUGGACGUUAUUUCAACCAGGCCGGGAAACAAUUGGACAGCAACUGGGAGCUCCUGAAACAAGGCCUUCAGGAUGUGCCGACAUGGCAAGAAUGGACUGCUGAUCACUCGCAAGGGGGUAAGAGCGUUGGAGUGGACCCUACAAUUAUUACUGCUCCCGAUGCACGGAAGCUUGCCGACAAAAUUAAAAAGAAGGGUGGUUCUGGUCUCGUUGCAGUCAAGGACAAUCUGGUAGACGCUGUAUGGGGGUCUGCGAAGCCAUCUCGGCCUGUCGAGCCUGUAAAAGUGCAACCCAUUGAAUUUGCUGGCAAAAACACCGAAGAGAAACUAGCAGAUCUGAGGAAAGAACUCGAGAAGAAGAAGAGUGCUGGCUUCGUAGUUUCUAUGCUUGACGAGAUUGCCUGGCUUUAUAACCUCCGAGGCAACGACAUCCCUUACAAUCCCGUAUUCUUUUCGUAUGCUGUAGUCACACCCACGAAGGCGACGCUUUAUAUCGACGAUUCAAAGCUCAGCGAUGAGGUUAAGUCUCAUUUAGGCUCUACAGUAGACAUUAGGCCGUACGAGGCCGUUUUCAGUGAUAUUAAUGCCCUCGGAGUCGCUUUGACGGAAUCCAAAGCACCUUCAAAAUACCUGAUAUCCAAUAAAGCAUCUUGGGCCCUCAGCCAAAGUCUUGGCGGCGAAGACAAGGUAGAGGAAGCUCGGUCUCCAAUUGCCGACGCCAAAGCCAUCAAGAAUGAUACCGAACUGGAAGGCAUGAGGCAAUGUCAUAUCCGGGAUGGCGCUGCGCUGAUAGAAUACUUCGCAUGGCUUGAGAACAAGCUCACUCGAGAGGGAGUUCAACUCGACGAAGUUCAAGGAGCUGACAAGCUCGAACAAAUCCGAAGUAAACACAAGAACUUCGUAGGGCUUUCGUUUGACACCAUUUCUUCGACUGGUGCAAACGCGGCUGUCAUUCAUUACAAGCCGGAACCAGGUAACUGCUCUACCAUUGAUCCGAAAGCAAUCUAUCUCUGCGAUUCGGGAGCACAGUAUCUGGAUGGGACCACCGACACUACACGUACGCUGCAUUUUGGUGAGCCCACCGAGCUUGAGGUCCGAGCCAACACACUGGUAUUAAAAGGACAUAUUGCUCUGGACACCAUCAAAUUCCCCAAAGGCACAAGUGGCUUUGCUCUCGAUACUUUGGCUCGUCAGCACCUCUGGGCGGAAGGGCUCGACUACAGGCAUGGCACUGGCCAUGGGAUUGGAUCGUACCUGAAUGUGCACGAGGGUCCGAUCGGCAUCGGCACUCGAAUACAGUAUUCCGAAGUAUCGCUCUCGGUAGGCAAUGUCAUCUCGAACGAACCCGGGUAUUAUGAAGACGGCAACUUUGGCAUUCGCAUCGAAAACGUCAUAAUGGUCAAGGAAGUUGAGACUAAGCAUAGAUUUGGAGACAAGCCAUACCUCGGUUUUGAACACGUCACAAUGGUCCCAUACUGCAGGAAGCUCAUUGACGUAAGCAUGUUGACGCCUGAGGAGAGGCAAUGGUUGAACGACUAUAAUAAGGCAGUCCUUCAGAAGACGAAGAGUCUGCUUGAAGGCGAUGAGCUGAGCCUGCGAUGGUUGGAAAGGGAGACGCAGCCGUAUUAA
Molecule: messenger RNA, 1836 nt
Organism: Pseudovirgaria hyperparasitica
Lineage: Eukaryota; Fungi; Ascomycota; Dothideomycetes; Acrospermales; Acrospermaceae
Product: aminopeptidase-like protein
Exons: 8
Coding region: 1-1836 (611 amino acids)
Molecular function (GO): metalloaminopeptidase activity
Source: RefSeq, a predicted model, not a curated record